Molecule: messenger RNA, 1222 nt
Organism: Carassius gibelio (silver crucian carp)
Lineage: Eukaryota; Metazoa; Chordata; Actinopteri; Cypriniformes; Cyprinidae
Product: macrophage mannose receptor 1-like
Exons: 4
Coding region: 26-1039 (337 amino acids)
Source: RefSeq, a predicted model, not a curated record
CAGUGAAUAAACCUGUGAAGACAAGAUGAUGCAGAACAAGAUUCAACUCGUGGUUUUUCUCGCAGGAAUCCUGUCGAAGGCUUCAUGUGAUCUGUAUCGAUUCAUCCUGAUCGAAGAGCCCAAGACCUGGGCAGAAGCGCAAUCAUACUGCAGAGAGAAAUACACGGAUCUAGCGACGGUUCAGAGCGAUGAAGACCGAGUCAAACUAAAGGAGGAAGCAAACACUGUGAACUUCAGCUCUGUCGCCUGGAUCGGCUUCUACAAACACCCUUGGCUUUGGUCGUAUCAAAACACCAUAAUAAGCUAUGCGAGGUGGGGUAACCCGCAGCCGAACAUGCCUGACACAAAUGAGGCCUGUGCAUUUGUGAAUAGAUUCGGACAAUGGGUUGAUGCAAACUGUACUGAAAUAAAACCCUUCUUUUGCCAAACUGACAAGGUCAAACUUACAGACAAGUUCAAGUACAGUGACAAGAUCGUGCUGAACUGGUAUGAUGCUCAAACGUACUGCAGAUCACAUUUAACAAACCUGGCCACCAUUAUAGAUGACACAGAGAACUCGUUCCUCGCAAAAGAGCUUGUUUCAAAGAAUGACUGGGAUGCCUGGAUCGGCCUGUCCAGGAUCCCAAUGCAGUGGUCAGAUGACAGCAGUGUUUCGUGGUCUUCAUUGGAAUGGGAGUCCGGGCAGCCUGAUAAUGUGAACGGCACUGAAGAUUGUGUGAGUGCUGAUACGGACGGACAGAUGGCUGACGACUCCUGCUCAACUCUACAGCCUUUCUACUGCCGCGAAAACAGGAAAAUACAGCGUGUGAGAUUCACAGUGAAAUCAGGCGGAUCUCUGGACAAGUCAACAGUGAUGAAGGCCAUAGAGAAGAAGAUGAAGCAGAUCCUCUCGGUUCAGGAUGUGAAAGUCAGAUACAGCAUCACAUGGAGCGUCCAGCCUGACGGGGAGAUCUUCCAGCAGCAGGAAACACGAGAAAACCAGAACAACACACAAGACACAGCAACAACAUGUGACGAGCUGGGGCCAAUGAAACGCUAGAGUCUGGUACUUACAAUAACUUCCAAUCGUUUAUGAGUGUGUAAGGUACAAGAAUUUACAGCAAAAGAGAGAACAUGUUUAUUACAUUAUCACAUUUAAUACACUUAAUACAUGCACUGCUACUGUUUAUCUGAAGCUUUACAUACUGUACAAAUACUUAAGAUUAUAAAGUACUACACAAAU